CCUGCGCGGUCGGGGUCCGGCAGCAUGAACAUCCUGCUGGAGCUCUUCGUGGUGACUUUCAGAGUGCUGUGGGCUUUCGUGCUGGCCGCGGCCAAGUGGCUGGUGCGGCCCAAGGAGAAGAGCGUGGCGGGGCAGGUGUGCCUGAUCACCGGGGCGGGCAGCGGCCUGGGCCGCCUCUUCGCUCUGGAGUUUGCCCGGCGCCGGGCGCUGCUGGUGCUGUGGGACAUCAACACGCAGAGCAACGAGGAGACGGCGGGCAUGGUGCGCCACAUCUACCGGGAGAUGGCCGAGGCGGCCGCCGCCGCCCCCAGAGUACCUGGAGAUGGAGAAAAAGAUGUGCUGCUCCAUUGCAACUUGCAGGUUUACACAUACACCUGUGAUGUGGGCAAAAGAGAAAAUGUCUACUUGACAGCUGAGAGGGUCCGCAAAGAGGUUGGCGAGGUGUCUGUCCUGGUUAACAAUGCUGGUGUGGUCUCUGGGCACCAUCUUCUGGAGUGUCCUGAUGAGCUUAUUGAGAGGACCAUGAUGGUCAACUGUCACGCACACUUCUGGACCACUAAAGCAUUCCUUCCCAAGAUGCUGGAAGUGAAUCAUGGACACAUUGUGACAGUUGCAAGUUCCUUGGGAUUGUUCAGUACUGCUGGAGUGGAGGAUUAUUGUGCCAGCAAAUUUGGAGCUGUAGGUUUCCAUGAGUCUUUGAGCCAUGAACUGAAGGCUGCUGAAAAGGACGGAAUCAAAACAACUUUAGUCUGCCCUUAUCUUGUAGAUACAGGAAUGUUCAGAGGGUGCAGGAUCAGAAAAGAAAUUGAGCCUUUCCUUCCACCCUUGAAACCAGAAUACUGUGUGAAGCAGGCUAUGAGAGCUAUCCUUACAGACCAGCCAAUGAUCUGCACACCUCGCCUCAUGUAUAUGGUCACCUUCAUGAAAAGUAUUCUGCCCUUUGAAGCAGUUGUAUGCAUGUACCGGUUUUUAGGAGCAGACAAGUGUAUGUACCCUUUCAUUGCUCAAAGGAAACAGGCUACAAACAACAAUGAAGCAAAAAAUGGAAUUUAACACUGUUUUGGAUGGACUAACAUUUAGAGGUGAAUAUGAUAAAGUUACAUGACUGAAUUGCAAAGUGCACUUGCAUCUAACAGAUGCAAACGUCAACAUCUUACUGUGGCAUUCUCUUGGGUCCUAAACCUGUGUAUUGAACUCUAAAAAUCAGUGGUUUUUAUAUACUGUAAAUAAAACUGACUAGAGUACUUGGAAAAUGUGAUAGGUAAGGAAAGUGAAUUUGCAAUGUAGCUGCCACCAUUGUCCUUUAGAAGAUCACUGUAUGUACAGUAAACUAGUCAUACUACUUCUUGUAGGGAUGCACUGUGUGAUAUCUCUUCCUCAGCCUGCCAAGGUUUAUAAGAGCUGUCUCCAACUAGAAGAUGCAAUGUUUCAGAAAUUGUUUGCCUUUCCCUAUCUUAUUUGGGAAGGGGGAGGGAGGGAAAUCUUGAGAUUUAAGCUACUGCUCAUGACCUUUUAGCAAAUUCAAGGACAGUUUCUGAAUGCAUCUCUUCACUUGUUCACCCAAGCUCUCUAAAGGACACAUGGCCAAAUUGUGGUGUAAUUCUCUUUUGUAGCGAUUGUGUGUGUUCUAUUUAAACAAAGAUAAAAAGAAAUUUGUAAAUCUCUGCUGAUUCAAAGGCAAGUGAAUGUCUCAAAUACUCUCAGAGCAAACUUGUAAUGGGCAUCUGGUUUUCUAGGAAUGCAGUCAGUGAUUUAAACUGACUUUUUUCAAGUCACUUGAUUUGAAAUAUGCUCUGUUCUGUUUCCUUCUAUAUGUCAGAGUCCAAUCUAAUAUUAUGGACUAUAUGUUUCGUUUCUUCCUCCUCAUUCUUACUUCCGACAGAGUUCUCCCACCCCCCGAAGAAGCUGUUGUAUUAAAUUUCUGUAACUGGACUUGUGCCUAAAAGACAAAGCAACUCAGCUGAGAUACAAACUGUUUAUGUAAGUGCUGGUCAUGUGGCAAUUAUUAGCAAAGGAAAAACAGAAUAACGCCUGAUGCCACUCUACAUGCGGAAUACGGAAGGGUGUAAAGAUUUUUUUAAUUGUACUCACAUUGUAGAACAGCAAAUGACAUUUUUACAGUAUUUUUUGUAAAGCGAACAAUUUUGUGCCUUGAAUAAUUUCGUAAUCUGUAUUAGUGAAGCAUUGUAAAAGUGAACUUCUACCUCUGUAUCUUAAUGUAUACCAUCCACUUGUAAACUACUAUCGGACAAAUUGUGAUUACUUUUUUAGAAUGUCGUGUUAAAUAGUGACCAAUGCCUGUGGUUAUUAAAGUGAGCCACCUUUUCCUUAAA
This is a messenger RNA of Gavia stellata (red-throated loon), 2333 nucleotides long. RefSeq names its product retinol dehydrogenase 10 (gene RDH10). Gene Ontology annotation, molecular function: oxidoreductase activity, acting on the CH-OH group of donors, NAD or NADP as acceptor. Gene Ontology annotation, cellular component: lipid droplet. Lineage: Eukaryota; Metazoa; Chordata; Aves; Gaviiformes; Gaviidae. The transcript is spliced from 6 exons. Bases 25 to 1053 code for a protein of 342 amino acids. The record is from RefSeq and is a predicted model, not a curated record.